Molecule: messenger RNA, 615 nt
Organism: Penicillium vulpinum
Lineage: Eukaryota; Fungi; Ascomycota; Eurotiomycetes; Eurotiales; Aspergillaceae
Exons: 1
Coding region: 1-615 (204 amino acids)
Source: RefSeq, a predicted model, not a curated record
AUGCUCCAGUCUGCCCAUUACCGUAUGUUGCGAAUUUUCUUGGUCACCCUCGAUUUUUGGUUCAACACCGAUCAAUCUGCAUUCCCCGCAAGCCAAGUCCAACGAAGCGGUAAGCUCACGCUAUCAAUUCCACUUGACAACCUGACUCCUUCAUCUAGUGCUCAAACUUCGUGUAUUGCCCAACAAACCGAAAUGUCAUCUCCCGACUCAACCGAAUCGGAAAGCUGGGAGGCAAUCUACAAAGAGGAGUGCCUGAGUUUCAAGGCCAGCCUACAGACCCAAGCUGAAAUCUUGAGGAAUGAUCCGGAAAAUCUAGGAGAAGAUCGUCUCAAGGGUGUUCGUAAAGAGCUAAUCUCACUUUCCCAUCAGGCAGAACGAAUCAAAGAGGCUGCAUUGGAAAUGGUCGACGAGACCCCGAAUAGUGUAUACGUCCGCAAGGCAACACCUGAGUGGCUCUCCUCCCGAUUUGAUCCCCAGCUAGAACAGGUAUGUAUUAGCAUGGGGUACAGCUUAGACCGAUUGGCUUUUGAGCUUAGAUCCGACCGAUCAGUUGACCUUUUGGUCGCCGGCCACCUUGAGCAAAUGACCGACGAUAUUGAGAUGGACUUUCUUUAG